Molecule: messenger RNA, 1611 nt
Organism: Populus euphratica (Euphrates poplar)
Lineage: Eukaryota; Viridiplantae; Streptophyta; Magnoliopsida; Malpighiales; Salicaceae
Product: pre-mRNA-splicing factor ISY1 homolog
Exons: 3
Coding region: 211-1122 (303 amino acids)
Biological process (GO): generation of catalytic spliceosome for second transesterification step
Source: RefSeq, a predicted model, not a curated record
ACAAUACGACAUCGUUGCCUUUUGAACAGAACAGGACGUCGUUUAACCGUGUCCCCUUCGUAAUAGGACGUCGUCUGUGGUGCGAGCGUCUGUUAUUUAUUGCAGUUUCUCACUACUUUCUGGCUUCAGCUCUUCUCCGUUUGUGUGUAUCAGAAUUCAGAGCGCAAAACUUUUUUAAAAAAAUUAGGUCAAAGGAAAUUCAACAACAAGAUGGCACGAAACGAAGAGAAAGCUCAGUCGAUGCUCAAUCGAUUCAUAACACUAAAAGCCGAAGAAAAAAAGAAACCUAAAGAACGCCGUCCUUACCUAGCCUCCGAAUGCCGCGACCUCGCCGAAGCCGACAGGUGGCGUCAGCAAAUCAUGCGCGAAAUCGGCCGCAAAGUCGCCGAGAUUCAAAACGAAGGUCUCGGCGAACACCGCCUCCGCGACCUAAACGACGAAAUCAACAAGUUAAUCCGCGAGAAAUCGCAUUGGGAACGCCGUAUUGUUGAGCUUGGCGGUCCUAAUUAUGCCAAACAUUCUGCCAAAAUGACGGAUUUGGAAGGAAAUAUUAUUGAUGUGCCUAACCCUAGCGGGCGUGGGCCUGGCUAUAGGUAUUUUGGUGCGGCGAAGAAGUUGCCGGGUGUCAGGGAGUUGUUUGAGAAACCGCCGGAGCUGAGAAAGAGGCGGACGAGGUAUGAUAUUUACAAGAGGAUUGAUGCGAGUUAUUAUGGGUAUAGGGACGAGGAGGAUGGGAUAUUGGAGAAGGUUGAAGGUCCUGCGGAGGAAGAGAUGAGAAUGCGUGCGGUGGAGGAGUGGAAGAGGAUGGAGGCAAUAAGGAAGGAAGCGAGGAAAGGUGCCAAGGAAGUUGUGAGUGUUGGAGUUGGUGUUGGAGCAGAGGUUUUGUUUGAGGAGGAGGAGGAUGUGGUGGAGGAGGAGAGGAGGGAGGAGAGGGAGAGAGAGGAUAUUGAGAGGAAGGAAAAGGAGAGAGAGUUUGUUGUGCAUGUUCCGUUGCCAGACGAUAAGGAGAUUGAGAGGAUGGUUUUGGAGAAGAAGAAAAUGGAGUUGUUGAGCAAGUAUGCUAGUGAUUCAUUGAUGGAGGAGCAGACUGAAGCUAAGGUUAUGCUUAAUAUUCAGCGCUAGAUGGCUGAUGGAAAUCUGGAUUUGAGGUUGUUUGGAGGUGGCUCUUUCAGGGACUGUUGUCCUAGUGGAAUUGUUGUGUCCUUAACCCUGCAAGGGUUCAGUUCAUAGCGAGCAAUUUUCUGUUGGAAGGGUCUAUGCUAGUUAUUAUCAUUCAGUGGAUGGUGGUGGUUGUCUUUGCAUAUGAUGAUGCCGCAUCUUGAGUGGAGAUUUUGGACAGGUCUAUGUCGUCCUUUCCCCCCCUUCUUUUUCAGGAGCUUUUAUCCUCCAUUAGUGUUCUUGUGGUCCUGAAGCUGGUAGAGGAGUAGCUGCUUCUUGGCAAAGCAAGCAUCUGUGUCUGUUAGUCAAAUUUCAGCGUUUGGAAAUCACCCUUCCGUUUUGGUUUAUUUUUAAUAAUAUUUAUGACAGCACGAAAUUGUAACGCAGAGGUGUAGGUUUCUGACCUCAAGAAAACGAUGAGCACUUUAUCAUAAUGUAGGGAAUGAUUUACAA